Molecule: messenger RNA, 695 nt
Organism: Parasteatoda tepidariorum (common house spider)
Lineage: Eukaryota; Metazoa; Arthropoda; Arachnida; Araneae; Theridiidae
Product: dynein axonemal light chain 1-like
Biological process (GO): outer dynein arm assembly
Cellular component (GO): cytoplasm
Molecular function (GO): alpha-tubulin binding; dynein heavy chain binding
Source: RefSeq, a predicted model, not a curated record
CAAUACAGAGAUUUCAAAUCAAGAUCUACUAUGGGUAAAGGAGUAGCUUUAAAAGAUGCAUUGAAGAAAUGGGCCGAAAAAACCGGGGAAAAUCCUGCUGAAGCGACUGUUGUCAAGUUAAAUGGUUGGCUGCCUUCCAUAGACAAAUUGGAUCCAUCUUUAGCCACGCUGUUCAACUGUGAGAAGUUGUCUCUUUCCACCAAUAUGGUCGACAAACUUACCAAUCUUAAUGGACUUACCAAACUAAAGAUUCUUUCUGUUGGCAGGAACAAUCUGAAGAGUCUGAAUGGCAUAGAAGCCGUUGCUGAGACACUCGAAGAACUUUGGGCUUCUUAUAACAGCAUAGACAAGCUGAAGCCUCUGGCUUCUUUGAAGAAGCUGAAAGUUUUGUACAUGUCUAACAAUAAUGUAAAGGACAUUAACGAAUUCAAGCACAUGGCUGAGUUGCCAGAAAUCGAGGAUUUUGUGUUGAAAGGUUGCCCAAUAGAAAGUGCCUUGGCUGAAAAUUACAGAAGCAAAGUAGCUGAAGCUUUACCACAACUGAAGAAGUUAGAUGGAACUUCUUUGAUUGCUGCUGAAACAUUAGAAAUGGAAACUUCUUAAAUUUUAGUGGCUCUAGACGGUAAUGACUGAAAAAAUGCAAGCGAAGCUAAUGUUUUUUAUUUGCUUCUUUUCAUAAUAUUUGAAUUUAAUUG